Messenger RNA from Lactuca virosa, 324 nucleotides. The record is from the annotation of a GenBank genome assembly. Lineage: Eukaryota; Viridiplantae; Streptophyta; Magnoliopsida; Asterales; Asteraceae.
AUGAAUCCGUUAUCUACCCAUUUCUUGAAAAGUUUGCAUUGUAAAACUUUAAAGAGAGGAUAUCAUCAAAGGAAUUUCAGGGAACAAAGUGAGAAAGCAAGGGCGAGUUCGAAGCAUAAUUCAAAUUCGGCCCGACUAGGCCCACAUGGGUAUUGGGGAAAGAAACCUCAGUGGCAAAAAGAUAUGCCAUAUGGUGAGUUGUCGUCACAAUUGUAUGAGAUAAAAAGCGAGCGUUCAAGAGAUAAUGUCAUGGGUCGAAGAUCUAAAAACGAGUCCGGGUCAAACAUAAUCCCACCUAAAAUACAACCUAUAGUCAACAAGCUU